UCGGAGGGAGCCUUUGCUUCCUCCGUAGCCUCCACCACCUGGAAUUUCUCCAGGCUCCAGGUUUCUCUGCCAACCACAAGGAAUCCAGGGAGAAAAAGCAGAGCCCAGACACCCACAACGCACUCCUCCCACGCCUUUUCAGCCCAGGAUCGCCCCGGCAGGGAUGGGCGAUAAGAUCUUGCUGCCCUUGCCUGUGCUUCUCUUGGCCGCAGUAUCACCAGUGCUGCUGCCUGGGGCGGCCAGCUUCACGCCCUCCUUAGACAGCGACUUCACGUUUACCCUUCCGGCCGGCCAGAAGGAGUGUUUCUACCAGCCCAUGCCUCUGAAGGCCUCGCUGGAGAUCGAGUACCAAGUUUUAGAUGGAGCAGGAUUAGACAUUGACUUCCAUCUUGCCUCCCCAGAGGGUAAAACUUUAGUUUUUGAACAGAGAAAAUCAGAUGGAGUUCACACGAUAGAGACUGAAGUUGGUGACUACAUGUUCUGCUUUGACAAUACAUUCAGCACCAUUUCUGAGAAGGUGAUUUUCUUUGAAUUAAUUCUGGAUAACAUGGGAGAACAGGAGCAAGAACAAGAAGAUUGGAAGAAAUACAUUACUGGCACAGAUAUGUUGGAUAUGAAACUGGAAGAUAUCCUGGAAUCUAUCAACAGCAUCAAGAACAGACUAAGCAAAAGUGGUCAUAUCCAGACUCUUCUUAGAGCAUUUGAAGCCCGCGAUCGAAAUAUACAAGAAAGCAACUUUGAUAGAGUCAAUUUCUGGUCUAUGGUUAAUUUAGUGGUCAUGGUAGUGGUGUCAGCCAUUCAAGUUUAUAUGCUAAAGAGUCUAUUUGAAGAUAAAAGAAAAAGCAGAACUUAA
Orycteropus afer afer is the source of this 853-nucleotide messenger RNA. It is a transcript of the gene TMED5, whose product is annotated as transmembrane p24 trafficking protein 5. Gene Ontology annotation, biological process: Golgi organization; intracellular protein transport; endoplasmic reticulum to Golgi vesicle-mediated transport. Gene Ontology annotation, cellular component: endoplasmic reticulum-Golgi intermediate compartment; COPII-coated ER to Golgi transport vesicle; endoplasmic reticulum. NCBI's taxonomy places the organism in Eukaryota, Metazoa, Chordata, Mammalia, Tubulidentata, Orycteropodidae. The record is from RefSeq and is a predicted model, not a curated record.